Molecule: messenger RNA, 867 nt
Organism: Zophobas morio
Lineage: Eukaryota; Metazoa; Arthropoda; Insecta; Coleoptera; Tenebrionidae
Exons: 1
Coding region: 1-867 (288 amino acids)
Biological process (GO): chromatin remodeling
Cellular component (GO): nucleus
Molecular function (GO): catalytic activity
Source: RefSeq, a predicted model, not a curated record
AUGGGAACUUGGAACAUUAGAGGUUUGAACGGGAAAGAAGAAGAACUUUUGGAUGAAUUUGAAAAACUGGGUUUGAAUAUUCUGGCAAUAACGGAAACCAAGAAAAAAGGUCGUACAAGUAUGGAACAAAGAGAUGGGCAUCUCCUGAUUCUAAGCGGAGUUAAAGUAGAAGAACGGGCACAAGCGGGAGUGGGAUGCCUAAUAGAAAGAAACAUAGUGGAAUUUGUAAAAAAAUGGGAGUUUUAUUCGGAAAGAAUUCUUAAGUUGGAGAUUGAGACGGAUAAGAAGCAAGAGAUUAAUAUAAUAAUUAUUUAUGGACCUAACGAAGAUGAUAGAGCUGCAGUAAAGGAUGAAUUCUGGGCAGAAGUAACGGAAAUAGUGGAUAAUGCAAAAGACAGAACGAUUAUACUAGGGGACCUUAAUGGUAGAGUAGGACGAAGGCUUAAUGAUGCCGAAAAUGUAAUAGGAAAACACGGAGAAAAUAUAAGAAAUAAAAAUGGAAGAAGGAUAAUCGAAUUUUGCACCCAAAAUAACCUGCUUGUAAUGAACACGUUCUUCCAGCAUAAGGAAAUUCAUAAAUAUACUAGAGUACUUGAAAGUAGAAAUGAAAAAUCUAUCAUAGAUUAUGUUUUAAUUAAUAGAAACUUUAGACACGUAAUACAGGAUGUAAGAGUGAAAAGAGGGCCUGAAAUUAAUAGUGAUCACUUUUUAGUCCAAGCGAACACGAGCAUUGGUUAUACUAAAGACAGAGCUGGAGAAAAACCUAAUUCACCAAAGAAAGCACCAAAAGUAAAAUUAAGAACAUACAAAUUGAAUAAUCCUGAAGUAGCACGAGACUAUAGAAAUAUAAUAGAAGAAAUGAUAUAA